AUGAAAUUCAAGAAGAAGAAGAAGUUCGUGGCGGCAAAGUCCACGAAGUCGGAUCAAGACGUGGAUGAGAAGGAGGAGGAGGUGGGUGUGGUUCCAUCAACGGUUGGGAAGCUGGAAGAGGCUGGUUGGAAGGGCUUUUGUACAGCUUUCACGAACAUCCUCAGCCGUGAGCUGAAGACCUCACAGACGCCCAUCCUGGCGGAAACCGAAGUGGAGGAGAAGCUUCAAAAGAGCAAGGCGGAGUUUAAGGAGAAGAAACUGCAAGCGCUGGAGAACAGGGUGGAGAAGGAUAAGGGACAUGAAGCUGUGAAUAUUUUGGAGAAGAACUUUGAGAUGCAGCUACGUAAGUAUGCCACACAGGGUGUGGUUCGUCUCUUCAACGCCGUCAAGGAGUACCAGGCUCAUGCAGGUGAUGACAAGGCCGAAAAGUACAAGUUCAACAAGAUGCCUUUGCGACAACGUGCCAAGCUCAUGGCCGAGAGCAAGAAGGAGAAGUUCGAGAACGCCUUGAAGAAAACAACGACUAAGAAGGAUAAGAAAUUGAAGGCGCAGG
Messenger RNA from Durusdinium trenchii, 553 nucleotides. NCBI's taxonomy places the organism in Eukaryota, Dinophyceae, Suessiales, Symbiodiniaceae. The record is from the annotation of a GenBank genome assembly.